Molecule: messenger RNA, 3391 nt
Organism: Manduca sexta (tobacco hornworm)
Lineage: Eukaryota; Metazoa; Arthropoda; Insecta; Lepidoptera; Sphingidae
Exons: 3
Coding region: 2090-2668 (192 amino acids)
Source: RefSeq, a predicted model, not a curated record
AAUAAUGAUUUUUUACGCAGAUAACAGGUAGUUACAUAAGUGAUACACUUAUUUUUUGGCUUCUAUUAAUCAAAUUACUUAUUUGAAUAACUUAAAAUAAUAAUUUAUAUUAUUUCUCGGUAAUGUGCUCGUCAUGCUGAAAAUUAGAAGCUCAAAUAAACCUUUUAAACUAGUACAUAGCCGCGUCGCAAUAUAAAUAGAAAAAGCGAUAAUAUCUAUCCAGACGGAAUCUUAUAGAAGAUACAACCGCUUAGAAAACAAAAGAACUCGUUACUAUGCGAUCCUAAACUGAACUAUGCAAGCAAAAUAUUUUAGGUUAAUAAUUGUAAUGAUUGAUUAGUAAAUAAGUAGUAGUUAGUAGAGGAUUAGUAUACAAAUAACAAAAUGAUAGACCAAUUAGUAAAAUGUGGACAGCUUUGUCGCAAUAAAUCCCUCAUCCCUUCUCAAUUCCUAUUCUAAUUAAGGGUCCGCAACGAGAACAUUAUCCUUUAACGCAAUGGAUUAAGGUUACCAUUUGCGAUUAGGAGAAACGCCUGCUCGUAACAAUAUUUCGUAGUAUACCAGCAAAACAACAAAUGAAUAAUUUGGUGUUAAGAGAUUGAAUGAAGAUCAUCAUCAUAAAACAUGCAGUACCAAAAAAGCAUGAAUGCGGAAAUAAAACAUGUAUGGAUCGAGGAAGGAAUUAUCUUUGAAUCUUCUGGAAUUUCAAAUACCAUGCGGUUACUUUUUAUAUAAGCUCUAAGCUAAGUAACUCCACUGCACCUGAUGGUGCACUCACCAUAUCUCUCCAAGCCGUGUCGCCCCAAGACAUACAGUAUUGAUAUUUUCUAAAAACAUCCCUUUUAUCUAUUGAGGAGAAGUCAUUUCCAUAAUGAAGUAGCAUCCAGAUAGACUGUCGACUGAUAAGAGAUCUCUCGCCUGUUGACACAAUUGCAGCUUUACACUAAUUGUAAUAAUUAUUUUAGAUCUAAACCAAUAACUUAACUUAAAUGCCACAUUACUGAGGGCUAAUUUUGCCAAUUACCAGAUAAAGUUAUUCGAGAAAAAUUUAACUUCAAUAAAGAAAUAAGGCUUUGUUGAUAAUGAUUAAAAAUGUUAAUAUGUUUUCUAUUAAAAGUAUAAAUUUCCUUCACAACAAGUGCGUAUUCCCACCUAAAAAGCCGACAACGCAUCACUAUGACUCUUGGUAUUGCAGAUGUUCAUGAGCGGUGGUAAUCACUUAUUAUCAGGUGAACCGUAUGCUCAUAUGCCCCAAUAAAAAAAAAUAUUCCAACAAUUGUCCCAAAAUAAUAUGAUAUGAUAUCAUAAACAUUUAUUUGAAAAGAGAAUAUAUUUGUGCAAAAGAAACUGUUUUUCAUUUACUACAAAAUUUGCUUUUGAAUAGCAAAUACUUCAGUAACUUGACAUUUCAUCAGAAACCACGUAUGUAUGUCACGUUUUACAAACAUAAUAUUUCAUAUAACUCAUUCAUGCGUGAACAUUUGUUUAGCUCAAAGGCUUAGUCGUAUUUCAAUAAAAUGACAACCACUUUCUAACGUAUUUUGUGAUACAAUGCUUAGCUUAUUGUCAAUUCAUAUUCUACAUUGUUUACGUAAAAAUCAGUGCUGAGAAGCAAUAUUUUUUCUCAAAUAUUGAAAUAUGUUCUUAGUAUUAUUUAAUUAUUUUCAAUAUUUCGACUGAUUAAUAGAUUUUUUAUCGAUAUUUGGAGCACAUCCAAUAACUUUCGUAAUCAAAUAAAAGCUUGUGUUAGUAUAAUUAUUAGUGAUUAAUUUUUUUGCGUGUUGAAAAAUAUUUCUGAAAUUAAAUGUAUAAAACUUAUUAUAAUUAUCAUUUUACCAACGAGACCAAAGGCGUUUUUCCUAGAUUUGGUACAUUUCAGUUUAACGACCAACGUGUUAAAUAAAUUAAUAUCUCUCCAAGCCGUGUCGCGCCCAUGACAUACAGUAUCGAUAUUUUCUAAGAACAUCCCUUUUAUCUAUUGAGCAGAAGUCAUUUCCAUAAUUAUUGUAGUACAAUUCUAUAUAAAGUAAGUUUUGAAGAAAUAGCAACACUUCUGAAAGAACAGGAAGUCAUUAGAGAUACGACCACGAUGACUACCAAGGCGAUCCUAACCUGCUUCAGUGUAAUACUAUUUGCUUCAGCAAUAGUGUUAGCUGAGGAAUCUUCUACUGAAAUCGCAGCCGCAUCGAAUAGCUCAGAAUCAGCCCCUGCUAAUGACUCCAGCCAUGCAGGCCCGCCGCAGUUUCCAGCAUUUGGCCCUGGUCACCCGCCAUCUCGUCACAAACGAUCCCCUGAGCAACAUCAACAAAAGGCUGCUCCUCGUCGAGCCGCGUGCAGCGUUGGUAGUCGAGGAUCUAAAUGCCGCAGUUGCAAUGAAGUGAUUCAGUGCCUACCAAGCGGCAGAGCCAUCAUCAGAAGAUGCUCAGGAGCGUCUCGUUACUGCAACCGCGGUCGUUGUUCCGCCACUCCUGGCGGUAAAUGCCGUACAACUACGACUUCGUCAUCAUCGUCUCCUGACACUAGUACUACUUCAACUUCCUCUACUAGUACAUCAAGUGAUAGUACUAGUUCUACAGCAUCUACUACAUCGACAGCCUCCUCAACUUCUUCAACUUCGUCAACUUCGUCAACUUCAACUACAACCGAAGCGGAGGACUAUACAGAAUAAUCAAUCGUAUUAAAAUCUGAUCAUUUAGAUAAAAUAUUUAUGAUUUUAUUGACCUGUAGUAGUAUAUUUAAUCUUAAUAGUGUAAUAAAAUAUAUCUUUGCUAUUCAGUCGGGUGUGCAUAAACGGUUGUUUUCAAUAAAGAAUCCCAAUCUUUAUCUUCGAUCUGAUUCCGAGAUUGAACUAAUAAAAUUAAUCAAGUAUGUCAAAAUACUUUUUUCUGAUUGGCCCAUUUUCUUUACCCAGUUUAUUGAAAAAGGUGGAAGGAUUUCAUUUUGCUUUAUACAUUGCCUUUUUAUGUAAUAUUAAAUUGAAUUUGCCGUUUACCAGCAAUUUUACUGACAUAAUUUUCAACCUAUUCUGGGAUACAAUUACUAAUGUUAUUACCAAAUUUAAUGAAUUCGAAGUCUCCUCAUAACAUUAUAUAACAUUUUCCAGAACAAUCAUAAAAAUAUAUGUAGAAUUUUAUUACCUUCAAAGUUUUAUAAAUUUGUGGUUUUGUGUGAUAAGUACAUAUAAAUAAAAAAAUAUAUUAUCAGAAAAAUGUUAAAAAGUUAUUACAAAGAAAAACUAUGUUUGUAACAUGAUUUCUAACCUUCAUAAUCAUUUUUUAUAAAUUAGAUUUAUUAAUAUAACAUUGAUAAUAAUCAUUUCAUUAAAAAUAAAUAUUGCGAUUAAUACUAUAUAUAUUUUUUUAUUGAAACAUAAUGCAAAUGUUUGGAGUCA